UCCCUUCCCAAUGUACCGCGAUAUAUUGUUGGAGAAUCUGAGAUGGAAGCCUCUAAAGAGGGUAGAAGCCUCACUGAUUUUAGAUAUGCAUGUGUUGGAUAUUCCCUUUACCCGGACCGGAAGAAGCAGGUAGCUGAUGGACAAGAGAAACAAACAGAAUUGCCAGUUUGUUUUGGCCUCGAGGUUUUAGUAGAUCGAAGAGUUAACACUGCUGACUCUGCUCCUACUCCUGCUCCUGUUCACAAUAGAGAAGAUGGUAAUGGAUUGCCACAACGUCGAACACAUAAACCAACUCAUUCAGCUGGAGAUGAGUUCCUGAGCAGGUUUAUGCGAAAUGCAAACCUGGUUGCAAAUGGAGUGGCCAAGAAUGUCCGCAGAGUGGGGAAUCAAAUAAAAGAGUCUCUAGAUGACAUACUGUAUUCCUACCGACGGCCAAAGUAAGAGGCUAAUCCUUCACGCGUAAUGAAUAAAUAUGGAGGAGGAAUCAACCUUGAUCUAUAAUGUAUUAUCUGCUAUUUAGCAGUCUAAUUUCCUCUCCAUUUACCCCUUGCCUUACAAAUUUGACGAAGUGCUGCGAGGGGCAAAGACGAAAGUUUUAUUGUUUACUAGUGAUAAAGAUUUAGCAGUGUGUGUGUGUUUCUGUUGAUGUUUAAUUUGUUGAGGUGAAUGGAGGCUGAAGCUCCUGUUUUGGCCUGUAUUUUUCCCUCUUAACAUUGAGCUUGUACAGCAACAUUUUGUUGGUACACCCCAAAAUUUAAAUAGCAGUCAUGAAAUGCCAAUGUUAAUUGUGUUAAUCCAAAACCCAAA
This is a messenger RNA of Olea europaea var. sylvestris, 807 nucleotides long. RefSeq lists its product as uncharacterized. Bases 43 to 441 code for a protein of 132 amino acids. The transcript is spliced from 5 exons. The record is from RefSeq and is a predicted model, not a curated record. Lineage: Eukaryota; Viridiplantae; Streptophyta; Magnoliopsida; Lamiales; Oleaceae.